Messenger RNA from Caenorhabditis remanei, 1278 nucleotides. RefSeq lists its product as uncharacterized. The record is from RefSeq and is a predicted model, not a curated record. Gene Ontology annotation, biological process: protein phosphorylation. Gene Ontology annotation, molecular function: ATP binding; protein kinase activity. The coding region runs from base 1 to 1278 and encodes 425 amino acids. Lineage: Eukaryota; Metazoa; Nematoda; Chromadorea; Rhabditida; Rhabditidae. The transcript has 8 exons.
AUGCUCCCUUUAAGUUCUGUUGAUUUGACUGAAAUCAAUGUAGAAGAUCUGGAAAUAAAAGGAGAAUGUCUCGCACGAUUUCAACUCGGACAAGGUGCAAUUGCUGACAUCUUUCAUGUGUUUUAUAAGGGACAUGAUGCAGUUCUAAAACGACCGAGAAACAAUUACACGGAUCAAGAGAAAAUAGAAAUUCGCCGUGAAGCUCGAGUAGUUGCUGCCCUGAACAACUGUGAAAAUGUGGUCCGAAUAUACGGAAUCUGUGAUACAAUGCCUUUCAACGGAAUCAUAAUGGAAUACUGUGCAGGACCAAAUCUAUCAGAACUCGUUUUCAAGUUAUACGAAUCAAGGGUUGAAAUGGAGACGAUUCGAAUAUUCAAGUGGUGUCAUGAGUUAUCGAAGACUCUUUGUGAAUUGAAUGUCACUUAUUUUCAUGGAGACGUGAAAACAGAGAAUGUGAUAGUCAAGGAGAGACCUUGUUAUUGUCAGAACGGAGUUUAUAAAGAUGUGACGAUUCGGGAUACGACAUACCAUCUUUGUCAGGCAUGUCAUGGUGUUCAUUUGGAGCAUCUUUCUUUGAAAUUUUGUGAUUUUGGAAAGUCAUACGAGCAUGGAACAAAAGAAAGAAAUUUUGGAGGCACCGCAGAGUUUGCAGCGCCUGAAACAAUUCAAAGAGGGGAAUAUACACAGAAAUCCGAGGUUUAUACAUUUGGACAUCUCAUGUUGAUUCUUGUGAUUGGAUUUCCAACUGAUCAAUGUGCAGAUGGUCAGAGAAGGUUUCUGCAACUGUAUAACAACAAAAAGUAUGAUUUGAGUGGAUGUAAAUCGAAUUCAAUAUGUGAAAUUAUUUCCUGGUGUUUGGAUAAGAACGCGGAAAACCGUCCAACAUUCAAGCAACUCCUCGAGAAAUUGAACAGUCGCUUCGAUCAUUAUAAGAGUUUACGAGGGGAUGACAAGAAAUCGGCAGCUCACAUUGCAAAUAUCGAAAGAGAAGAGUUUUUGGAACAUUAUAAGAUUCCCAGAAAGAUCACAAUGGGUCACAGAACAGUCACAACGUCCACGUUUCUCUCGAUAUCUACGUAUUCAUCGAAUUCUCAAUUGGAUCUUUCAGCUACUUAUUAUGGAGGACCACUGGAUAAUGAUGUGUUCGAAGAAACUCCACUUCCCUCGCCAUCAACUUCUCGAAAAUUCAAUGACGGAUACGAAUUGGCACGUAGUUUCGUCGAGAACACAUUAUACACUGGAGAUGAGUGGGUACCUAGGAAGAAAUGUAACUUUUAG